AUGCCCCAGGCCGUCAUGACCUACGAUCCCGUGCUGGACGAGGAGUCCCGCACCCUAAGCAUGGAGCAGGAGGAACUCCUGAGGGAGCGCCACGAGGAAGGUUCCCGCAACAAGGUCGUGUACCGUGCCCUCGCUGCUCUCGCUGCCGUCGCCGCCAUCGCAGCGGUCUUCCAGCUGGGCAGUGGCCUGGGCAGCGCCCUCCGUGGCACGGAGACGAAGAUGCAUUCCCCGAUCCAGCUUGAGGAAAGUUGCGGACGCUCCGCGGACAAAGUGAAGCUUCAGGACGUGAUUGAGGAAAAGGGCUUCCCCUUGUGCGUCUCCGUGAACGAUGCAAAGAUGGACGGUGAGUCUCUCAACAUCUUGAAGCAUGGCUGGGGCUACACCUGCCCGGUGUCCACGGUCGGCAUCUUCAACAAGUGCUACGAAGCGACUCGGUUGAAGCGCUCCUUUUUCUUGGCCCUGCAGGUGAAGUGCGAGAAGAAGUCUGCGAAGGAAAUGGGCCAGCAUGUGAUGGAUGGACUCUCCCACCAUGCGGGCAACCUCAUGGGAGCCCUCUCCGGCGCUUUGACGGGCGACGACCAGAAGGAUAAGAAGACGUUCAAGGAGGCAGCUCCGGCAGGGCAGUAG
Molecule: messenger RNA, 627 nt
Organism: Symbiodinium sp. CCMP2456
Lineage: Eukaryota; Dinophyceae; Suessiales; Symbiodiniaceae
Source: the annotation of a GenBank genome assembly